ACUUGGCUUCUUCGGUUGCUCAGCAGGUCGGUCGAGGGAGAAACACAGGCCCUUCCACUCAAGUCGGAAAACAUUCCAUCAAAACCAGAAGAACAGAAGAACUUAAAGAAAGAAGGGCGCGGAGAGAAAAUGGCUGCUGUAAUGUUACGUUGUUUGCAGCCAGAUAUCGAUGAGGAGAGAUACAGCGACAAGGGAAUCCCGACAGUAACUUCAGAUGAACAAAUUAAAGUGGAGAAGAACAUUGCAGCAAUCUUCAAUUACUUCAGAAACACCAUUGAGGUAGAUUCCAAAGAACCCGUGCUACAUCGUGAACGUCAUAUUGCUUACUUGAAAAAAGGGUUGAAAAAUCUUCCAGAGGGAUUUCAAUGUUUGGAUGCUAGUCGGCCAUGGCUUGUGUACUGGGCUGUGCAUGCGCUGGAGCUUUUAGAGGUCAAGCUGAAUGAGCAGGAAGCAGGAAACAUCAUCGACUUCUUAAAGAGAUGCCAAAACCCUGCAGGGGGCUUUGGUGGCGGACCGGGCCAGUACUCCCACUUGGCCCCUACUUACGCAGCUGUGAAUGCACUGGCGAUUGUUGGCACAAAAGAAGCCUAUGAUGUGAUAAACAGGGAGAAACUUCAGGAAUUUCUGUGGCAAAUGAGAACAGAUGAAGGGGCUUUCAGAAUGCACGAAGGUGGAGAAGUAGACAUUCGGGGUGUCUAUUGUGCAGUGUCAGUUGCACGCCUUGCAAAUAUUGCCACAGAACAGCUCUUUAACAGAACUCCACACUGGAUCAUGCGGUGCCAAACAUAUGAAGGAGGUUUCAGUGGGACUCCAGGAAUGGAAGCCCAUGGAGGCUAUACUUUUUGUGGAUUAGCUGCUCUCACCCUCCUCCAUGCUCACCAUCUGUGUGACACACCAGCCCUCCUGAGAUGGGCAACUAAUCGUCAGAUGCGGUUUGAAGGAGGCUUUCAGGGCAGGACCAACAAAUUGGUGGAUGGCUGCUACUCAUUUUGGCAGGGCGGCCUCUUUCCCAUCCUCCACACAUUGCUUGCACAAGAAGAUGCAGUGAACAUGAGUGCUGAAAGGUGGAUGUUCAACCAGGAAGCAUUACAAGAAUACCUGUUAAUAUGUUGUCAGCAUCCACGUGGUGGACUUAUUGACAAGCCUGGAAAGGCAUCUGAUUUUUAUCACACAUGCUAUACUUUAAGUGGUAUGUCAGUAGCGCAACAUUUCUCCACUGCUGCAAUACACAAGAAGUGUGUUGUUGGUCAUUCGUCUAAUGAACUGAGUAUGGUGCACCCAUUGUACAACAUAGGUGUGGAGUCAGCUUUAGCAGCCACACAACAUUUUAACAAUUUACCAGUGCCUGAAACAAGAGAAAAUAACCAAACUAAUACCAACACAUCUAGUCAUGAUGACAGGGCCCAAACUUGAGGAGGAUUUAUCUUAGAAGAAUAUCAUAUAAAUUAAAGUACUAUGAACUUCUGCAUUUUUGUUUGAAAGUCUGAAGGUGACUAACAUUGUUUCCUAAUGAAAAAAGUGUAGAAGAAAGUUCUCUUCUUAUGUUGGGAAAGUGCUUAAAUAAGAAGUGAUUUGUUCACAUACUUGCUGUAUGAAUUGAGUAUGAGUGAGUAGUCCUUUACAGGAAGAAUUUCUGCCACGGGGUUGGCAUCAAAACUGCACUAUAGUUUUGGAGAUUUUAUUUGUUAACAAUAUGCCCACAUUGAAAUAUAGUUACUGAAUUAAAGAUAUACUAAACUGAAGUAAAAGAAAGACUUGACAUAGACUUAAAAGAACUCAUAAGGUUACAAGUUGUGAACAUGAAUGCCUUACUCUGCCUGAUGUAAGUCCUAUCACAGAAACAAAUGUGUUCAUUUAGGAAGAGAGCCUUUAAUGGAAACUACAAGAACUUCAGGAAAAUGCUAAUUUGGUUUGUAGACAUGAAAUGGCAGUUGCUUAUGCUCCAUUUUAUAUAUUUUUACCUUAUAUUGGUAGAUGUAGCAUGCUUGAUGCUAAUAAUGUUUCAUAUGGCUAAUGUUAAAGAAAUCAGGUUGAUGUAUACUCAACAGUAAAAAAUGUCUAUAUUUGACAUACUAUGUUGGGAUGCAAUUUAAUCAUCAGACAUAAUGUUAUGGGUAUUUAACUAUUUUAUGAGGUGUUAGGGAGAUUUAUUUUCAAUCCUCUCCUGUAAGUGUUAGAAUUUGAGCUAUUAAUGAUGUCACAUUCUUACUAGUAACAAGUGGUAUGUCAAAAUGGUUCUGUUUGUGCUAUAUUGUCUGAUAUGACAAAUAUGCAACUGGUGUUUCCAGUGAUGGGCAUUUGUCCACACACUGUCCGUACUGUAAUUAUAAAGAAGAUAAGUGGAAGACUGCAUUUAAUAUGUGUUAUAUUCUCAGUUAAGACCUGCAGUAUUAGAUGAUUCAUAGACAGUGGUGCACUCAUAGCAUUUGAGUUAAAUGCUAUCAGUAAUAAGCGCAGUUUCAUACCAUUUUCUCUUUCAACAAAAUUUAUAGUUUCUUGGAGUUAUAGAGAAUCUUCGUAGGCAAAAGAAAAUAGUGUUGAUAUUCAGUAAUGACAUUUUUACACCAAAAUGAAUUUGCAAAAAAAUUUAACUAGCCAGUAGAAAAAUUAUUGCCAAAAUUUUUAAUAAUGCUUCUUAGAAUCUUUCUUGAAGUAGAAGUUCACAUUGAAGUAAUUCUGACAAAUAUCUAUUAAGGUGCUUUACAUAUUGAUUUUGAAAAAUAAAAGCAGACAGAGGAGCAAAUGGUAGCUUACUUUACUAAGAAAUGAAGGGGUUUUGGUUUGGUUGCCGACUUUUGGUGCUGUAACCAUAAAAAGCUUCUGAUUUUUGUGUGUCAAGUACAGCCACAUACAAAAGUUUGUUCGAUGCUGAAGCCUCAGAAUACCUCACCGUGAGUUUAUUUGUUAUUUGUGAAACAAUUUUAAAUGUCCUGACAUGGCUUUGGUGUGUGAUUGCAAUUGAAAGUGGGAAAGUUUGAUCAACUUAAGAUUUCUAAAACACUUGUAUAUGAAUUCCUUUUAAUCUUUACUCAGAAACACAUUUUUAUAUAUUUUCAACAUAGCUGUAGCAUUGAACAUUAUAUGCUUAUUGUCAUCAUAUUGAUAAAAUAGAAAUUAGAUUUCCUAAAAUGA
Molecule: messenger RNA, 3132 nt
Organism: Penaeus indicus
Lineage: Eukaryota; Metazoa; Arthropoda; Malacostraca; Decapoda; Penaeidae
Gene: Fntb
Product: protein farnesyltransferase subunit beta-like
Exons: 9
Coding region: 130-1413 (427 amino acids)
Biological process (GO): protein farnesylation
Cellular component (GO): protein farnesyltransferase complex
Molecular function (GO): protein farnesyltransferase activity
Source: RefSeq, a predicted model, not a curated record